Prunus armeniaca (apricot) is the source of this 1107-nucleotide messenger RNA. NCBI's taxonomy places the organism in Eukaryota, Viridiplantae, Streptophyta, Magnoliopsida, Rosales, Rosaceae. The record is from the annotation of a GenBank genome assembly.
AUGGAAAACACAUUCACACGCAGGCAGCAGCAGCAAUCUAGUCCUCGCCUUCUACGAAGCAGAAGUGGAACAAUUAUUCCGACCAUAGCCUUGCCACCAAACAAGAGCCAAAGAUUCACCACCCCCCGCUCAAAAUCCACCACCAAAUCACGAACCACCAGUAAGAAUCACCCGGAAGAGAGAGUUUUAGUUCUAACGCAAAACAAGGGUCAAGAAAAUGCUAUUAGACAACAAGGUACUAAUUUAAAUGUAACUACUAGUAGUUUUGGUAAGUUGUUGCCCCGUGGGAGUACUAGUCCUAGUCCCCGCCCUAGAAUAUUGUCGGUGCCACCUCCACGGUCUCCGUCCGCAUGGGCAUUAUCUCCGGGACGAUAUUCGCCGUGCAAGGUGGCACCGGAGUCACCAGCUGUUUCAACAAAAGCAGCGAGGGUUAAAUCUUGUGGUGGCGGCGGCAGCGGCAGUGGUGUGAGUGGGGUUUUGAAGUAUUUUAGGCUGCAGAAGAAAGUGUCACCUAUACAAGAGGAGGACUUCCACCGGUUUCGUCUUCUGCAUAAUAGGCUGCUUCAGUGGAGAUUUGCUAACGCCAGAGCUGAGGCUUCCCUGCUCGUCGCAAAGAGAGUUUCACAGGCUAAAAUAUUUAGCGUGUGGCUUAGAACAUUGAAAGUGAGAAACUUCAUCCUAGAGAAGCGAAUGCAAAUGCAAAAGCUUAAGCAUGAGAUAAAGGGGUACCAGAUUCUGAACCCACAAAUUUUCCUACUGAAUGAAUGGGGAAAAUUGGAUAGAAAAAAUCAAGAAUCUGUGAGCAGGUUGGUCAGAAAAUUGUCUGGAAUUUCAAACACCAUCCCUUUGGUCCAUGAUGCUAAGGCUGACGUGGCGUCUGUAUACGAAGCCAUGACCACGGCCAUGCUUGUCAUGGAAGGGCUUGAAGCAAUGGUCACUAAGUUGCUCCCGCAGCUCAGAAAAGGUACUUUACCUGGUGACGGAGCUCCUAAUUGCGCAGAAACAACAGAGAGACUUGGAGGAGAACAUAACUAUGGUUGCUGCACUUGUGGAGGAGGAGGCAAGUGUAAGAGCACAUCUCAUCCAACUAGAGAGUCAUGGAGCUGA